CUGUGCUGCGGGGGAUCACUUGCCUUGUGACAUUUGGCAUCACUAAUUGCCUCUCUGAUUAAUCAGACUACCUGUGAUGGUGCAAAUUGUAGCGGGGAGAUUCUCUGCUGGGCUGUGAACUCCUGCUGACUCCAUCUCUUCUGUUCUGAGCCAACGUUCACCAUGACAGCGGAUAGAGACGCCUGCUCUACGCGAUGACAGCCGACAAGGAGAAGAGAAGGGCGAUCAGCCGUGAGGCAGCCAGAAGGAGACGACGGGUGGAGUCUGAGGUGUUUGAAGAUUUGUCUCGCCUCCUGCCGCUCCAACAGUCUGUCCGAGAUCACCUGGACAAGCCCUCCGUGAUUCGCCUCACCCUCAGCUACAUACGCAUGCGCACACUGCUCACAGGGAAGACUGCGACAAAAUCAGAGGCCAGUCACACAGUCAAAUGGGGACAAGUGAUGGAAGGUGGAGAGGAACAGCGGCAGUGUGACGGAGGACGUGACGAGGGCGAAGAGAAGGAAAGGGAGGAUGCCGAGGCCUCAGAGGAGACAAACAUGUACCUGAGGAUCCUGGAGGGAUUUCUGAUGGUCCUGUCCACCGAGGGAGACAUGAUCUUCCUGUCUGACGGCGUCAGCAAGUAUAUGGGCUUGACACAGACUGAGCUGAUGGGACACAAUAUUUUCGAGUUUACUCACCCUUGUGACCACGAAGAAAUAAGAAAUAAUCUACGUCUCAAAACAGAGGAAGUUCGGUGCGGUGCAAAGAGGGACUUUGUCAUACGGAUAAAAAGUGCUCUGACACACAGAGGAAGAAGCGCCAACCUCAAGUCAGCUACGUGGAAGGUUCUCCACUGUCAGGGCCGAGCGAAGGCGUGUGUUGGCCCAUCUUCAGUUUCCUGCCUGCUGCUGACCUGCCAGCCUCUGCCCCUCUCACACACAAUGCUCAGCACACACACCUUUACCAGCCAGCACAGCAUGGACAUGAGGUUUACAUACUGUGACCAGAGAAUUACUCUGCUUUUAGGUUACAGUACUGAGGAGCUGCUGGGCCGGUCCAUCUAUGAUCUCUGCCACACCCUGGACACAAACUGUUUGACCAAGAAUCAUCUCAACUUGUGUUUUAAGAGUCAGUCAGUCAGCGGCCGGUACAGGAUGCUGGUUAAAGGUGGAGGUUACGUCUGGGUGGAGAGUCACAGUGCAGUCAUCCCCAGCAUCCGACCCUCCAAGUCCAGGCCCGGCGCCCACCAGCCGCUCUGCAUCCUCUGUGUUACCUAUGUCCUCAGUGGAGUGGAGGAGCCGUCCCUGCAGCUCUCUGUGGACCAGACUGUCCACAGAUAUUUGAGCUGAAACUACAGUCUGAAGAACAGUCUGCAGAACUGUCAUCCUCAAAGAAACAUCAAUCUCUCUACCUCUGCCUGUGAAAUCUUAUCAGUUACUUUCAAUCAUCUAACUUUUAAUAAAUAUGAAAU
Cottoperca gobio is the source of this 1450-nucleotide messenger RNA. RefSeq names its product endothelial PAS domain protein 1a (gene epas1a). Gene Ontology annotation, biological process: regulation of transcription by RNA polymerase II; cellular response to hypoxia. NCBI's taxonomy places the organism in Eukaryota, Metazoa, Chordata, Actinopteri, Perciformes, Bovichtidae. Bases 195 to 1328 code for a protein of 377 amino acids. Gene Ontology annotation, molecular function: RNA polymerase II transcription regulatory region sequence-specific DNA binding; DNA-binding transcription factor activity, RNA polymerase II-specific; protein dimerization activity. The record is from RefSeq and is a predicted model, not a curated record. The transcript has 9 exons.